UCCAAGCAACUGAAACGCAAAAUACUUAGUUUGCAGCAUUCAUUUCGCUAUUUACAUUUAAAAGCAUUUUUUCCAUUGUAUUGUAAAAACCUUUUUUGCAUUUAGCCGCACUGUUUCGAUUAUGAUACAAAUGUAUCUGAUAUGAUAUACUGUCAUUUUUACACAGUAAACAUAUUUUGACCGCAAUUAUAUCUGAUAAAUCUUUUGAAGAUUACUAAAAUUUCUUCAUUGACGUGUCUGAAUGAUGAAAGGAUCAUGAAAGAAUAUCAAAUUAUGUUUAUCUGUCAUCCACUUUUUGCAAUAGUGGCAAAACUUAUUUUGACAUAAACCAGUAUGUUAUCAUCUACAUUUGAGCACGGUCAACAUUUACAGUGAAAUUAAAGUGCACGACUGCAAUAGAAAUUAUUAUAUGAAUAACAAUUGUGUAAUAUUUACUAAGCUGUAGGAUUAGGAGUACCAAAAUCUGCAUAAGAAAUGGCAGUGUCAGGACGUAAAAUGUCAGAUUUUCAAGGCUCAAAAACACUAGGAUCAGCAGAGGACUUUGACCACAGUUGUCAGCCUUGUCUUAUCAUUGGUCAGCAUGUAGCAGCUCACGGAUUUUGUGUGGAAUGCCAGGAAUAUCUAUGUAAAACUUGCUUUGAAUGUCACAAGAGGACAAAAGCCUCACGGAAUCACGAACUUCUUGAUAAAGACAACGUUGGUAAACAUGUCAUUACCAAUAAAGGUUCUGAGGAAUGUACAGAAAAAUGUUCUGUGCAUAAAAAGGAAAAUAUCAAAUUUUUCUGUCCAACACACAAGGCUCUUGGCUGCAAUGACUGUAUCAUCUUGGAUCAUCGGACAUGUGAGAUUGAGUACAUACCCGAUAAAUGUGCAGGUAUAGGGGACAGUGAGGAAUACAGGGAUAUCAUGAAGAAUCUGAGCGAGAAAAUGAAAGACGCAGAGGAUAUCAUGAAGAAAGCUGAAGUAAGAGAUAAAGAAAUAGAUAAAUGCCAUGCUGGUAUUAUCAAGGAAAUCCUCAACUUCAGGAAGGAAAUAAAUGAGUGCCUUGAUCAACUGCAACAAAAAAUUCAGAAAGAUGCUGACAAAAAGAAAUCCAACGAUAAAAUAAUAAUUCAGAUGGUACUUGAUGAAUGUGCAAAUGUCUCUUCUGAUAUCAAGAAAUUACAGUCAAGUUUACAGGUUGACAGGUCGUUAGGACAGAACGGGCAGCUUUACAUCACCAUGAAACGUGCUGAGUCUAAACUGAAGUCAGAUGUAGUGCAGAAGGCAGGCGAAAAUUUAGCGAAGACAGACAUGCAAUACACAUUUGAACGGAAUGCUGAUGUUGAAAGUAUGUUGUCCAAACAUAGUGUUUUUGGGAAGUUAAACUUCAGUACUAGCUUCGUCACGUCGACAAAGAAGAAACACAUUAAAACUCUAACACACAAAGAAGAUAUAAAUGUAAGAACAAAGUCAGAUUCCAGUUUGUAUAACUGCUGUAUCAUAGGAUGUGCCAUCUUACCUUCUAACAAACUUGUACUGGGUGAUUGCAAUGAAAGCAAGCUAAAAGUUGUAGACAGACAGAGUAAAACUUUGAUAGAAGAGAAACAUCUUGACAACAAACCAUCGGACAUUGCUGUUUUGUCCCAGAACCUGAUUGCAGUAACAGUAACAGGAAACGAAGAAAUUCUUAUAAUGAAAACAGCUGGUAAACUGACAACUGUUCGCAAGAUUCCACUUUAUGCUGAUUUCUGUGGUAUAACUUAUCGUCAAGAUCAUCUCUAUGCUGUUUGCCGCAAUCCUAAAAGAAUACUGGUAAUGGAUAUACAAGGUAAUGUCGAGAACACAAUCUCCCUGAAUAAUGAUAUAUUUUGUGCCCCACGCUAUAUUGUGGUAAGUAAGGAUUCCAGACAUAUCUAUAUCAGUGACUUUAAAAACGACCAUAUAGUCAGUAUAACAUUACAAGGUGAUGUAUCAGCUGUAUACAAUCACGAGAAUAUUAGUGAACCACAGGGAAUGGUGAUGUUAGAUGAUGGAUCAUUGCUGGUGUGCUGCUACAAUAGCACGAUUCAUCAUAUAUCAGGAGACUUGAAGCAAGGUCAGAUAGUGAUAGAUGGUCUAUCAUACCCACAGUCUAUAUGCUACAGUCAUCAUCAUGAUGAAGUCUAUAUUGGCUGCUGGGGUGAUCAGCUGAAAGUGUUUGGUAUGAAAUGAACAAUCACAACAACUAUAUCUAAGUAAAUUGAUAAAAUAAAUAACGAUAUAAAUGAUAUUUAACUGUCUGUUUGCAGUUAAAAUUAAUACAAGUUCAGGUUUCUAAUUACAUUUUAAUUUUUCAAAACAAAGAAAUAGUUGAUAAUAAGUAUUUCAAAAUAUUGGAUUUCUAUGCAGAAUAAAUCUGUACACAAAUUGAAUUGAUUAUGUAAAAGAAAAUUUACAAAAGACAAAUUAUAACUAAUGUAAUUUAAUGUUAUUUUACAUUAUUUUCAUUUCAUGUAACCAUAAUAUAUAUAGCUUUUUCACAUAUAUUAGUAUGAUAUCUGUGAUUUAUUGACUUUGAAUAUCGGAAUUGAAUUUCUUUGUUGUACAUUUUACAUAUGUUAGAUAUAUCUAUGAUUUAUUACCUUAUUAGUUCGAUAUUGAUUCUUCUUAUAGAUUAUAUCACAAGAUGACGGCUAUAUGUCCGGCCUCAGGGUACCUAUGUAAAAACAUACUAUUAUACUAAAAAAGAUAAAACUGAAGUUGAACUUUGUUAUUGUGCCUCAAUGAAACCUCAUGAGGUCACUUCUGCUUACGUUAAUUUCCCACGCUUUAUGAACAUACUCUACUGUAAGGAAUAGCGCUACACACUAUUUCUAUGUAAAAACGGUAUGCAAGAAAAAUAAUCUGUCAGAAUAAAUAUGCGUAUACGAUAUGCAAGAAAGUUAUCAUUUAUGCGUUUACGAAAAAGAUAGAAAUAUCCGUCCCUCUGGAAUCUGCACAUGGGCGGUAACUCGGCAAGCCUAGUUACCUUCCAGUAAGCAGGUGCCCUUAUGACGAAUAUAUCUAUCCAGUUCGUAAACAAAUGACCGAUAUUAUCACUCCAAGUAUUUGGAAUCAUUUUACGGCAUAUAAGAUAUUCUCUUGAGAAUGAAUUUUCUUUUCAUCACUGGCGUGGUUGUUUAUGUGAGAUUUUUAAUGAAAAACAAGUAAAUGAAGUAUUGCCAUGCAAUACAAAAUCCCCUACUGGAAAACAUCUAAUUUUCUCCACUGCAGAAUAAGAUAAUGAACUGGCCCCGUCUUCACAAAACAUUUUGAAUCUCAGCUGAGUUUGAUAAUGAAACUUUAUUUGUCAUUUAUAUCUAAAUAGCGUUUUUAAAACAAAAUUUUAAGUUGACAUCUAUUUUCAAAUGACUAUUCAAUACUGAUGGUCAGUCUCAGUUUGAAUUAAACCUGGAAAAUUUAGCAAAAUUUCAAACUCAAACUCUUUUGAGACCGAAAAAUGCUUUGUGACCACGUGGCCUGAUAUCUAUCAAUGAUGUAUAACAAUAUUGCACUAUAUAUACAAUAUGUUAUAACAAGACACUUGGAUUAAAAUUUGCAUAUGCA
Messenger RNA from Mercenaria mercenaria, 3567 nucleotides. RefSeq lists its product as uncharacterized. The coding region runs from base 475 to 2193 and encodes 572 amino acids. Gene Ontology annotation, cellular component: nucleoplasm; chromatin. Gene Ontology annotation, biological process: positive regulation of DNA-templated transcription. NCBI's taxonomy places the organism in Eukaryota, Metazoa, Mollusca, Bivalvia, Venerida, Veneridae. The transcript has 2 exons. Gene Ontology annotation, molecular function: ubiquitin-protein transferase activity. The record is from RefSeq and is a predicted model, not a curated record.